CUCUCUCUCUCUCUCUCUCUCUCUCUCUCUCUCACACACACACACACACACACACAGGCAGAGCCCGAGCCAGCGUAGUCAUUAGGAUGGUGAUCAGGGUGUACGUCGCCUCCUCGUCCGGCUCUCUGGCGUUAAAAAAACAUCAGCAGGAGGUUGUAGGCUUCCUGGAGGCAAACCGGAUCCAUUUUGAAGAGGUGGACAUCACCAUGCUGGAGGACCAGAGAUUCUGGAUGUACAAGAACAUUCCAGAAGAGAAACGACCCGAGAAGGGCAAUCCGCUUCCCCCUCAGAUCUUUAAUGGAACGGUCUACUGUGGGGAUUAUGAAGACUUCUUCCUGUCUAAAGAAGCCAACACAGUGUUUUCUUUUCUUGGCCUCAACUCUCAAGCCUCAGGGAAGGAUGUUGAAUCUGACGCUGUGUGAAUGGCGCUCCAGCACUGAAGCACCAUGCAGCAUCACGAUUUGUAAUUAUUCUCUCUUUAUGAGAGGAUGAUGAAGCCAUCACUGCCAGCUAUGCAUCUGCCAAAUACGCAAACCUCCUCACGACCAAAGAGACUUCUACAUACACAAAUACACACGUUUCGACUAACGAGACAGUGAUGCCUAUUAGUCCAAUGUUUGUGUUGUUGCAUGACUUGUCUUAUAUCGCGAUCGCACCGACACAGCUUGUGUAAUAUGUGUAUCACUGUGUUGUAUUUUUUUUAAAUCGAUGACAAUCACUGUAUGAUGUUUGUACGUAUCCCUAUCUAGUUUGUGAGACUGCACUGUAUGUUUGUGAUCUCUAUGUGCGAGUGAUUUUGUUGGAGCAAAUGUCAGCAUUCCAUUAAAAUAAAAAUUCAACUUCCAA
Ictalurus punctatus (channel catfish) is the source of this 846-nucleotide messenger RNA. RefSeq names its product SH3 domain binding glutamate-rich protein like 2 (gene sh3bgrl2). NCBI's taxonomy places the organism in Eukaryota, Metazoa, Chordata, Actinopteri, Siluriformes, Ictaluridae. Gene Ontology annotation, cellular component: cytoplasm. The record is from RefSeq and is marked provisional.